AUGGACGAUAAGAUAAUGUGUGGUCAAAACGAGGUCCAAUAUGCCUCAGCAGCCUAUUCACGCCAGACUGCUGUCGUCGGAAAUGUCAUGAAUAAAGCUGAGAUACUUGAUGCGAUUAUCCUUUUUAACGAGAGUGCAAGCUCGGAACAAGACAAGUUCCCGCAGAAAAGAGCUGCAGCUGAGAAAGUUCUCAGAAUGAUGUUUACCGCGGGCGUAUUCCAUGGCCAUUGUUCGAAAGGGCUAUCACUUGUGCUGUUACUGGCUUCUUUUGCUGCUGCGAUACCUAUCAGCGCAGAGAUGUUAUUCAUGAAGUCAUUCAAAGUCCGAUACGUCUGUGAAGUAGCAAGUGGAACUUCGAUGAUAUAUACACUGGCUCGCGUGCUCAUCUAUGCAGGAUGCUUGAGCAUAAUUCUUGUGUGUGCUUCGAUUAUUUUCGGAAAGCGAGGUGUUUUGUUAGCGUGCAUUUUCAUCCUGGUGGAAGGACCAUACAUUUUGUUGUGCUUUGCACUUGAAAUAUCCUACAGUACUCUUUUUGGCGCUGGUCUUAGCAUACCACAAGAUGUAGACACAUUCAUCACGUGGCUGAAGUUUCUGUUCCCAAUAUUAUCGCCGAUCACGAUUUUAUGCUGGUGCUCAGAUAUUUCCGCUAGUGUAAAAGAACUGUUCCUUUGCCGCUCAUACGAUCCUCCGAUGAUUGGGCCCAACAUCAGUGGAUACAGAGGCAUGGGAGCAGCAAAAGGUUUCGUGACAUUGUUGGCAACAACUGAUGGUCUGCCGUUGAAACUGCGAACUUCUCGUCCUGCUUCAACAAUGGCUAACAUUUUAUCGCAUCCUAUGACCAGCCCUACAUAA
Messenger RNA from Haemonchus placei, 852 nucleotides. The record is from the annotation of a GenBank genome assembly. Lineage: Eukaryota; Metazoa; Nematoda; Chromadorea; Rhabditida; Trichostrongylidae.